Tilletiaria anomala UBC 951 is the source of this 1535-nucleotide messenger RNA. RefSeq names its product CAF1-domain-containing protein. Gene Ontology annotation, cellular component: P-body; CCR4-NOT complex; CCR4-NOT core complex. NCBI's taxonomy places the organism in Eukaryota, Fungi, Basidiomycota, Exobasidiomycetes, Georgefischeriales, Tilletiariaceae. The transcript is spliced from 4 exons. The coding region runs from base 215 to 1291 and encodes 358 amino acids. The record is from RefSeq and is a predicted model, not a curated record. Gene Ontology annotation, molecular function: poly(A)-specific ribonuclease activity; nucleic acid binding.
CUUUCGAUCAGCAUUUGUUCUUGCUAUCUGCUGCAGACGCGGCUGUACGCGAAGCUGACUGUGUUUGCGCUUACGACGCCAGCAGGACUUUGCACAGCGUGUCCGCCAAUUUCAUUGUCCCCCCUGCGCAAGGCGUGUCACGUCUUCCGCAUCCACACGAGCGCAGCGGUGAAGCUGCUCUGGAUCGCGUUGAUCUAAAGAUACGCUGGCAAAGAUGGGCUCCCCUUCACGUAUCCGUGAGGUAUGGGCCGAAAAUUUUGAGCAAGAGAUGACAGUGCUCAGAGCAUCUAUUGAUCACUAUCCAUACGUCGCUAUGGAUACCGAGUUUCCGGGCAUCGUUGCACGUCCGAUAGGAACAUUCAAAGGCUCAUCGGAUUAUCACUAUCAGACGCUGCGAUGCAACGUAGACCUGCUCAGGCUCAUCCAACUCGGCCUCACAAUCUGCGAUGCCGAUGGCAACCUUCCGCCACCUGGGCAAGCAUGCACAUGGCAAUUCAACUUUCGCUUUAGCAUCAACGACGACAUGUGCGCUCCAGACUCGCUCGAACUCCUCACAAAGGCCGGCUUGGACUUUGAUCGGCACGAGCAGAUGGGCAUCGACGUAGAGCACUUCGGUGAACUGCUCAUCACAUCAGGUCUCGCCCUAUUUGACGAUGUCAAAUGGGUCAGCUUCCACAGCGGAUAUGACUUUGGCUACCUCCUAAAGGUUGUUACAGCAUCACCCUUGCCGCCUACUGAAUCCGAAUUCUUCGAGCUGCUUCGCGUCUGGUUUCCAUGCAUCUACGAUAUCAAAUACCUCAUGCGGUCUUGCAAAUCGCUGAAGGGCGGACUUCAAGACGUCGCCGACGAUCUACAAGUUUCAAGAAUCGGGCAGCAACACCAGGCCGGAAGCGAUAGCCUUCUGACAGUAAGCACAUUUUUCAAGCUGAGGGAGAGGUAUUUCGACGGGAAAAUCGACGAUCGCAAGUAUCUCGGUUGUUUGUACGGGUUCACCCACUCAAACGGCGGCGCUGUGCAAUACACACGUGCAAGUUCAAGCCUACGAUCUCGGCCUACAUCGACACCAUCAACUGACCAAUUUAGAACAGCUUUCGAUGCAGCCCCCCCGCCAAUACCACCCAAUUCCUCGCCAUUCCGAGCAAACGCCCCAUCCAACCUACCCGGCUUGAAUGCUCUGAGCAAAAACAUGACAAAUUACUCCGGUUCAACACCCAGCGGCCCUCACACGCCGGUUGCGGGCCAGGGAAAGAGGUUGUUUGGAAGCACGCCCAUUGGCAGCGCUGGAGCUUGAAGUUGCCUGACUGAGCCUCACAUUGCGUCAAGAGGUUCAAGGCCUCACUAGCGAUGGAAGCGGUACUAUGCAGUGUCUUUAUACACUAUGGAUUCAGAUGAAGUCCAUCCUAAAUCAGAGAACGCGUUUGCCAUGCACCCUUGCUUCCACACGGGGCAAGCCGCCUCGCCUUGUAAUCCAUCCCUGCAUGUCUCGACCGUGGCGCUGCCGAAAACAGCUGUUCCCAUGUCGCAGCAGUACGGGC